This is a messenger RNA of Rangifer tarandus platyrhynchus (Svalbard reindeer), 531 nucleotides long. NCBI's taxonomy places the organism in Eukaryota, Metazoa, Chordata, Mammalia, Artiodactyla, Cervidae. The record is from the annotation of a GenBank genome assembly.
AUGAAGGCCAAGGGCUUAGAAGGCCUGACCGCGCGCAUCGGGCGCCUAGGUCCUGGAAGCCCCAGACUCUCCCUUUUUGGAGAAAUAGAGAGGUCAGCGCCCUCCUCCGAAGAUCUGCUCACCAACUCUCUUCCUGGGGCCCCCAGUUGUGCGAUCGCGGCGUGGUCUCACCUCCAGGCCACCCCUAGCCUCUCGCUUGACCGGGGUCCCCUUCACGGCCACCAGUGCUCAGCCCGCAUUCCUCCCUUGGGCGCGGGGCCACCACCCCGGACACCGCGCGAGCGGUGGCCGAUCACUUCUGGCGUGCUCUGGGAGGCUUCCUUUCACUUUCCGGCCGCCGACCCGGCUGUGCCGGCCAAUCCGCGGGCGCGCCCCCAGGCCACCUCCCACCGGCUCUGGGGUCUCCCCUGCGCAGGCUCGGUGUCGUUCGCUCGGUCUCGCGUGAGCAGAGUCCUGAGGGUCCUGCGCCGAGCAGUGCAGUCCGGAAGCAGUGAAAAAACUCUGGCUGGGAACUUGGAUCUCUGUGGUUAG